ACCAAUUUUCCCGAGAAAAUUUCCUGAUAUUCCGUCUCCGCCGAGAAAAAAAAAAGCCAUAGCUAAGCUAAGCUAACCCAUUUCUAACGCGAUGGAGUCUCGACGGAAUCCUCGCGCCGUUGUCGAUCCAAAGGUCCGACAAGUCGGAUUCUUCACAUCAUCUUCUCAACCCGAUUCGACUCCGCAACCCGACCCGAUCGCCCCUGCUUCUCAUCCCGUUUCCAGCAUUUCUCCCUCCGGCAACUCACUUUCCCCCGUCAUGAUUCCUCCGCCUCGUCACAACUCCUCCGAUACCUUCCCUCUUCGCGCCGCCGCCGCCUCGGCCGUCUCUCCUUCCUCCUUCUCUUACUCCAGCCGCCGCGAUUUCCCAGACGGCUCAACGACGGCGUCUCCGGGACGCGUUUCCAGGGGCAGUUUCGCGAAAUCGUCUGUUCCGGCUGCGUCUUCGCUUCCCGGCGUCGGGAUGGAUUCUAUGGCGGCGGCUACAUCUAGUAGUGUUCCUGCUAGUAGAUUAACCACUGUCUCCAUCGUGAAUAUGCCUCCUGGACUUACUGAGAAGGCUAGUGGGAAGCAGGUGCAGAGUGACCAGAUGAAGAAUUCUAAGCCGUUGAAAGAGAAAACAACAAAAGCUGAGAGACGAGCUCUUCAAGAAGCUCAAAGAGCUGCUAAAGCAGCUGCAAAAGCUGAAGGUGGGAAGGCGCCAUUAGUGACCUCAGGCUCGGUGGCUUCAACAAGCAAAGCAGCUAAACCAGCAAAGCCUUCGUCUCAGAAGAACGAAGGAGCUGUUGCUGCUGGACCAUCCGAGAAAGAUAGAAAGAAAGACGCUCCUCAUCCCCGUAUGCAGUAUGAUGACGAGAGCAGAGUCGUGAAGGCGAAAAGACGUGCUGUUGUGAAACAGACAGAGGCUAAAAACAGGGUUGAGCUGUUUAGGCAUUUGCCUCAGUAUGAGCAUGGGACGCAACUUCCUGAUCUCGAGACAAAGUUCUUCCAGCUUGACCCUAUGCAUCCUGCUGUGUACAAGGUUGGUCUUCAAUAUAUUUCCGGGGAUAUAUCUGGUGGCAAUGCCAGGUGCAUUGCAAUGCUCCAAGCAUUCCAAGAGGUUGUCAGAGAUUAUUCGACGCCGCCUGAGAAGACUCUUAACAGAGACAUGACUGCAAAAAUAAGUAGCUACGUCUCUUUCCUCAUAGAAUGCCGCCCGCUCUCAGUUAGCAUGGGAAACGCAAUCCGGUUCGUGAAAAACCGGAUCGCUAAGCUGCCUAUAACACUUGCUGAAUACGAAGCAAAAGCUGCUCUUCAGUCAGAUAUUGAACGGUUCAUUAACGAGAAGAUCAUAAUGGCAGAUAACGUGAUAGUCAAACACGCUGUCUCCAAAAUAAGAGACGGCGAUGUCCUUCUGACCUAUGGAGCUGCAACCGCUGUUGAGAUGGUGUUAUUACAUGCACAUGAGCUCAGGAAGAAAUUCCGUGUCUUGGUGGUUGAUUCCCGACCAAAGCUUGAAGGGCAGCUGCUGCUUCGUAGAUUGAUCAAGCGAGGCAUUAACUGUACAUACACUCAUAUAAACGCCAUUUCAUAUAUCAUGCACGAGGUCACCAAAGUGUUUUUGGGGGCCUCGUCAGUUUUGUCAAACGGAACAGUUUACUCAAGGGUCGGCACUGCUUGUGUUGCGAUGGUUGCAAGUGCAUUCCGUGUUCCUGUGCUAGUAUGUUGCGAAGCCUACAAGUUCCAUGAGAGGGUGCAGCUGGAUUCGAUAUGCUCUAAUGAGCUUGGUGAUCCAAAUGCUAUUUCUAAAGUACAUGGAAGAGAAGACAUAAACUACUUAGAUGGUUUAACCAACAACGCAAACUUGCAAUUUUUGAACUUGAUGUACGAUGCUACACCUUCAGAUUACAUUUCCAUGAUAAUCACAGACUACGGGAUGGUACCUCCUACAAGCGUGCCUGUCAUUGUGAGAGAAUAUCAGAAAGAACACUUGCUUGUCUAAAGCAAAGCUCUGCUUUAUACAUUUUUUUGCCCUCUUCUAAGGUGAAAGCUCUUCUUUCUUCUUCUUCUCCAUUCCCUUCCUCGAGCUCAUGCUCUUCUCGUCACAACCCGCAUAGAAUAAUUACCGACGCUUCCUCCCUCCACCGCUUCUUUUUCCGGAGCACCGGAAUUCAUUUCUUUUUGGCCUUGACAUGCUUUUUUAGAAACUUUUGACUCUGUGAAGAGUGCGAUUCAUCAACCGCCUCUCCGGGAAAGAUUUUAUCGAUAUCGGUGAUGUUUUUUCUUUGUCUUGUGAUGUAAUGAGUGAAAGCUUCUCUUAUUCUCCCUUCUCACGGAGAUUGUGAUACAAAACUUUGUCGAAUUCUAUGCCAAAUUUUCUCAUAAUUCCA
Molecule: messenger RNA, 2369 nt
Organism: Eutrema salsugineum
Lineage: Eukaryota; Viridiplantae; Streptophyta; Magnoliopsida; Brassicales; Brassicaceae
Product: translation initiation factor eIF-2B subunit delta
Exons: 7
Coding region: 92-1981 (629 amino acids)
Source: RefSeq, a predicted model, not a curated record